AUGGCCCUUUACGUGGAUGAAGCAGAAGUAUGGAAGUGUCCCAAACAUCCGUCGAGGAGAAGAAAGAGUGGAAUAUGUCCAAAAUGUCUCCGGGAACGUCUCGUUACACUUUGCCCUGAAUGCGCCACCGCUCUCCCCUGUUCCUCUUGUCCACCUCCGGUCGAUUCCUCCUCCUCUUCUUCCUCAUCUUCCAAUUCGUUUUCCCUGUUCGCCUUCUCCCGAGGCGGAAGUCGUCGCGAUUACGCUCCACCGUGUACUGCCAACGCCGACGCAGUCCGCUUGUCAAAUAACCUCGAAACCGAACCGUCGUUGCGGAAAUCGCGAUCUGUAGCUGUUCCUUUCCUCCGUUCGAGAUCUAGGUUCGUUGGGGGUCCAGUCGCCGGAUGCGAAUCACGCGAUGCUGAGAUAGCUCCGGAAAACAAUAAAGCUCUGCCUAAAGUUAGCCGGAGUAAGAUUAAUUUCUGGUCUGUGUUUACGACUAAUAAGAGUAAAAAAUGCGACGUACACGGCGAAGGAAUGGAGGAUGAAUCGAAUAAGUUCCAUGAUUCACCGGCGGUGGAUGAUUUCUCGAUGAUGAAGCGAUCUAGAUCAGUAGCUGUCGGAGCCAGUAGCGCCUUUGGUCCGUCGCCGUCGAAACGAAAAGGAUGGUACUUUCCAAGUCCAGUUAAAGGCAUCCUUAAUUCAAAACCUCCCAAAUCUGUCGCUGUUGCAUAA
This is a messenger RNA of Lactuca virosa, 714 nucleotides long. NCBI's taxonomy places the organism in Eukaryota, Viridiplantae, Streptophyta, Magnoliopsida, Asterales, Asteraceae. The record is from the annotation of a GenBank genome assembly.